Molecule: messenger RNA, 1950 nt
Organism: Uncinocarpus reesii 1704
Lineage: Eukaryota; Fungi; Ascomycota; Eurotiomycetes; Onygenales; Onygenaceae
Exons: 2
Coding region: 1-1950 (649 amino acids)
Biological process (GO): magnesium ion transmembrane transport; intracellular magnesium ion homeostasis
Cellular component (GO): plasma membrane
Molecular function (GO): magnesium ion transmembrane transporter activity
Source: RefSeq, a predicted model, not a curated record
AUGAGCGAAUCACCGAGAUCCGACAAGUGCCAGACCAGGUAUAGCACACCCGUCCCCGAACUCGACGACCAUCGCUUUCAACCAGAGUCCUUGCCGAGAGCAGACACCAUCGAAAGUACCACAAAUAGGCCAAUUAUCCCGCAGGUCGUCACCUCUCAGCCAGAUGAGCCGCCAACUCUCAACCACGUGCAGGAAGCGUUGCUCGACGGCUCCCUAAAAGUGCGGGAUUUUGAACAUGCCAUUGUCGAUGAUGAUGAUCAGUCGAUCCAAGAAUUUGAACGCAUUGGAGGGCGACGGAUGUCAGUGAGCCCUGCAGCCGUUCGAUCCCACAGACGCAACCGAACCAAUCAAGACACGGCGUCAAUUGCUUCAUCCAGGUCAUCCUCGCCGCCAAACUCGGUGGAUGCAUUUGCGGAACCUCGUCGGCGUGAACGCGCAAAUACCCUUGAAAGUCAUUGCCCAGCCGAUCUUGAGGCUCUCUUGCACCGGACUGUGUCUGCUGGCACGCAUCACCGGCGGCCCACCUUCAGUAAUGAAAGUGUCAUUCGGGCGGAUAGUGUAGACCCGCGGGUCAAUAUGGGUGAGGGUGGAGACGUAUGCUUCCCAGCACAUGAAGAAUCCAGAAAAUCGUCGCUUAUCGAUUUCGAAGAACUCGAAGAAUUUGUAGCCCUUUCGAAAAGGGCGACUCCGCCAACGAAUGGGACCAGCAGACGUAAGCAUAGUAUGAGCUCGCAAAGCAAGCAUCCCCGAAUAUUCCACGAUUUGCGACCCCAAGCGCACAAAACGGACGAUUCCAAUAUUGCUGUGCAGUCGGGAAGUCCUCUGGAGUCUUCAUCUGAGUUUGUUGACAAGGCAGAUGCAGUUGCAAGAGAACUUGGUGGGGCGCCGGUGGAUGUUGUUGAUGAGAAGAGACUUUUUGAAGUGCUCCAGAAUGAAAACGACCCCACGCGCUUUAGCUUCUUCUCUUCUGAAUUUGAAAGCACCAUUCAUGCCGCUGAGCUGGGUGAUUUGGUGCUCCCGGGUGACAGUUUCCGUGACCUUUUCGAACUUGGUCCUGAAGGAGGAGUGUGGUGGUUGGAUGUCAUCAACCCUAACAAAGAAGAGCUUGGGGCGAUUUGCCGCGCCUUUUCCAUCCAUCCUCUCACCGCUGAGGACAUCAUAACCCAAGAGGCACGCGAGAAGGUUGAAUUGUUCAAGCUGUACUAUUUUGUCUGCUUCCGCACCUUCUAUCAGAUUGACAAGUCAAGUGAACACUACCUGGAACCUGUUAAUGUCUAUAUGGUUGUGUUCCGUGAGGGUGUACUUUCCUUCUCAUUUACUGAUAACCCACAUGCUGCAAACGUCCGCAAGAGGAUUGGGAAAUUGAGAGACGACGACAUUGUUGACAGCUUUGGUCCCGUAAUUCGCGACGUGGAGAGAGAAUCUGAGGCGAUUGAAGAUCAUGUUUAUGUUGCCCGCGUGGAAGACUUUGAGGCUUUUCUACCGCAAAUUGGUGGACUUCGAAAGAAAGUUAUGAGUUUGAUGCGAUUGCUAGGCGGCAAAGCGGAUGUCAUUCGAGGCUUCUCCAAACGCUGCAACGAACAAUACUCGGUGACUCCGCGCGGUGAUAUUGGUCUAUACCUCGGUGACAUUCAGGACCACGUCGUUACCAUGAUGUCGAAUCUCGGCCACUUUGAAAAGAUGCUCAGCAGAUCCCACAGCAACUAUCUGGCACAGUUGAAUGUGACAAAUAUCAUGUUGGGCAAUGAUGUGAAUCGGAUCCUGAGCAAGAUUACCUUCCUGGGUAGUAUCUUGGUCCCAUUGAAUUUGAUUUGCGGUCUCUUUGGAAUGAACGUCCCUGUGCCUGGCGGUGGCGGAGGUAGUUUGACAUGGUUCUUUGGCAUCCUUGGUGUCAUCGGUGCCAUCAUGAUCACCAGUGUUGUGUUGGCACGGCGGUUUAGACUGCUGUGA